Molecule: messenger RNA, 2695 nt
Organism: Cutaneotrichosporon oleaginosum
Lineage: Eukaryota; Fungi; Basidiomycota; Tremellomycetes; Trichosporonales; Trichosporonaceae
Source: RefSeq, a predicted model, not a curated record
AUGCCCGACAAGCAAUUCGCUUCCCUCGUCGAGGCGCGCGCUUACACCUUCGGCGAAGCCAAGGGCCUGCGGACAGCGCUCGCACUCCUCCGCGCCGAAAGCAGCUUUGUCGAAACCGUUCUCGCCCACCCAGUCUGGGCCGCCAUUCUUUCCAACAUCGCCGGCAAGGCCAAGGGCCUCGACGUGGCGGCCUCACGCAUGCGGUGCCAUUGCGCCCGCCCACAGCACGAGCUGUGUCGUUGCCCAGCCGUGUCAGAGACGGGCGCAACGAAGGGUUCGGCCGUGACGGGCGUGACGCACAUCCGCUCGCCGUCGUUGAUGUCGGCUCGCUCUGGGUCCUCAAUGAGCUCCAAGUCGAGCUCGAGUGGCAGUGAGACUGACACCUCGUCGUCCUCGGGCAACUCGAGCUCGACAGCCCGCACUCACGGGCGCAGCGACAGCGCGAGCGUACGUAGUAACCUGUCGGAUGACCCGAUGCCGGGCGCCAAUGGACUCGCUGUCAAGCCUGUCAAGGUCGCCACAACCAAGGGCAAAGGCAAGUCAAAGGACCGCACGGGCAAGGAUGCCGCCCAGAAUGGGAAAGGUCAUGCCGCGAUGAUCGUCCUCGGCCCCGAGCGUCGCAUUCCGCUCGACGUGCCCAUCCCUUACCCCGGCGAGGCCGUCGUUUCACAAGGUGACACGAACGUCUCUGUCAGUGCGGGUGCGUCCAUUGCGCUUGGUGGCUCGAUCAGCGCCGUUGGGCCCAGUAUCGCAUUCAAGCGCAACCCCGGGGGCGAGAUCGUCAGUGUCCUGGGCCCCCGGUCCGACGUCAAGAAGAACACAGCUAGCAGUGCCGCUAUCCGUCCUCGCACCAGAAGCGUGCUUUCGAGCAUUUCCGUUGACCUCGAGGACCUCGAGCCAUACGUUCGCCUACCCCACGAUCCUCUUCGGGCCACGGUUGUGUCGGUGACUCCCUCGGUGCCUUCGUCGCCGGUGGCUCCCAAGCACCCGGCCAUCGACCCCAUCAUGCCAGACCGCACGGGCACGCCGGUGCGCAGUGUACCACCCACCCCAACGGCGGGCGGUUUUGUCACCCGCCCGCUGCCAGCGCUUGGCUUCCCUUCGCUCGGCCACACUGCCCGCAGCCCGAGCCUCAGCCCAGUGUCGUCAAAGUCAGAGCGGCACAAGUCGUCCUCCUCUGCGUCCCCGCAUGCCUCCCCUGUGCUCGUGGAGGAGCUCGGCCAGUCAACGCUUCCGGACGAACCUCACAUCACUGCUGUACCUCAGGAUGCUGGGCAGGGAAUGUUUACCAGAGUUGUCACGCACAUCGUCGAGGAGUACUUUGAGAACAAGGCUGAUAAGAAGCCUAUGCCCGAGGAGACCAAGAUCGGUGGCGACUAUGGACCAGGUUACAAGGCCCCCGGGGUUCCGGGUUCGUAUGUGCACCCGGGCUAUGGUAACCAUCCCUCGCCGUCCGCUAAGCCGGCGUCGCUGCCUGGACAGACCACACAGGGGCCUUUGGCUACGACUGCUGCUCCUCCUGCUUCCUCGCUUCCCGCGCCGUUGAACUACUCGCCACCCCUCGUCUCACGGCCCCCAAUGGGCGCUCCUACCGUGAGCAACUCACACCUCGUCCAGACAUCCAGUCUCUCCCCGUACUCGACUGCCCUCGCGCACCCUCUCCCGCCCUCGCGCCCUACCUCGAGCGCCAGCACGGUCGACGACGAGCAUCUCGGCGAUGUCCUUGAACGUCUAAGCUACGAAGAGCAGCAGUACAUCGCCUCGUUGUUCUCGGGAAACGAGGACCCGAGCCGUGUCCAGCCUGUCCUCUCGGACCAAGCCGUGGCCAUCGUAUCCCGUAUGACUCGCUUUACGGUCGUGGAGGAUUUUGUGGAGGAGACAGAAGAGGAGGAGGCGGAGGGAGAGGUGGAGGAGAAGACUGAGAAGGUCAAGCACAAGGAGAAGAAGAAGAAGAAGACGAACACGAACAGAAAGCCGAAGAAGGAGAGGGUUCCGAUGGCUAUUCCCCCUGCCCCUGUCGCGGCCGUAGUCUCCGCCGUCGCCCCCACCGUCGCGUCCAUCGUCCCUCCCCCGGCUCCAGCCCCCGGCUCUGCGCGCGGCAGUCCCUCCCCGCUGAAGUGGGCCUCGCCCAACCUUCCUCCCUCUCCGCCGGCUCUCUCUCCGCCCGUGCGCGCCAUGACCGCUGGCCCUUCUCCGCACGUCCCGCCCCACCCGCACCCGCCGUUUCCUCGCGCGAGCUCGACGCCGCCCCACUCGCUCCCCACUCCUCCGCAAACGGCGUAUCCGCACCCGCUGCACAGCCGCCAGCACCAGCACCCGCACCCGCACCCCGAGCCGCCCACCCACGGCCACACACACACGCACACCCAUCGGCCGGGUUGCGCGUGCCGCCGCCCGUCGGUCGCCAUGUCCGUGUGCUCGAACCACUCUGUGCGCAGCCACCAUAGUGUGAGCCCCUUUGGCGUUAACGGCGCCGUGCACGCCAGCCCCCGCGUCGUGCAUGCCGUCGCGCAUGCGUGCACGCACGGGCACGGCGGCUCGCACCAGCUGUGCAGCUGCACGAUGUAAAGGGAGUUAGAAGCUGAGGGUGAGCGUACGGUGUCGAUCAGCAGGAGUAAGAAGUUUCAAAGUUAAGUGGAGUCGCAGCUUUCCGUGUUUAGAGAGAACGGCAGUGGACGUGCAACGUAGAUGCAUU